Messenger RNA from Hyposmocoma kahamanoa, 1498 nucleotides. RefSeq names its product venom carboxylesterase-6-like. The transcript is spliced from 6 exons. The record is from RefSeq and is a predicted model, not a curated record. Lineage: Eukaryota; Metazoa; Arthropoda; Insecta; Lepidoptera; Cosmopterigidae. The annotation marks the transcript as partial.
UAUGUACCAAUUUUCCAUCAGGUUUGUUCAGCCGCGGCAUCGCAUUCAGUGGUUCGGCUUUCACGAAAUGGGCUCACCAGCACAAUCCUGCUGAAAAGGCUAAGGCAUUAGCCGCUGCUGUCGGGUGCCCGACAGAGAAUAAUAAAGAUAUGGUCUACUGUAUGAGGAAUCGCAACGCGGACAUGCUUGUCGCUGCCCAGGCUGAUUUGAUAGAGUGGAAAGCGCACAUGUUCACUCCGUUCACACCCACCAUUGAAGCGCCGCAAGUGAAAGAACCUUUCCUGACCAAGUACCCGUACCACGCUGCACAGGCUGGAUCCAUGUAUAAUGCGCCUCUUAUUGUCUCUGUCACGUCGGAAGACGGAUUAUACCCUGCUGCUUCGUAUCAAACGGAUCCCACGCUUCUGAAAGAGCUGGAGGAUCGCUGGGAGCACUUGUCCAGCUACAUGUUCGAAUACAUGGACACCUUGCCGCUGGAGCGCCGGUCUGUGGUAGCCACAAAAAUCAAACAGAAGUACUUGGCAGACAAACCUGUUGGACAAGAAACUUUCCCGCAACUUGUUCAGGCCCUUGGUGACCGUCUGUUCGUAGUGGACGCAGGCAAAAUGGCUCAAGUUCAUGCGAUGAAAUCCGGACAGCCGGUGUACGUCUAUCGGUACUCAUAUCGUGGCAACUUCAGCCUUAGUGACCGAUUGUCAUUCAACAAAGACAAUUACGGUGUAGGUCACGGUGACGAUGUGCUCCAUAUCUUCAAAUAUCAAGGGAUAACCGCCAACUCUAUCCAGGAUAAGCAGAUGACUGAAGCCCUUCUUGCUAUAAUCUACAGCUUCGCGUGCACUGGAAGACCAAAACUAGGCGACGAUGGAGAAUGGUUGGCAAUUGCGCCUGGGUCAUCAGAGAUCAGCUACUUGGAGGUUUUAUCUCCCAACAAUACGUCAAUGAAAACUAGCUCCGACUUCGGUCUGCGCUCCUUCUGGGAUAGCCUGGAUUUAAUUGAGAAUGAGAAAUAUCCGGACCAUAUUAGGGACGAGUUGUGACGAUACUAACCUCUUUCAUCAUCAUUCCACCUUUUUAUCACCCUCUUUACUGGUGCCUGGUCACUUCCUUUUAAAAUUUUGAAUCGUUCUCGAAUUCCCGUUACCUGCACUAUUCCUACGUUGGUGGUGGUUCCAUUGUCAUUACCAUCAAAAUUUUCAAAACAAGAGGACGUACCUAUAAAUCAUCACCUUCCUCAUUUAUCAUUUACUAUGGAAUUAUAUGACAUAGAUAUAUAGGCCCUUUUGGGUUGAAUAUUGUAUCUAAUCUGUGUGGGGAGUGUUUUAUAUUAAUUGUACUUUUUUAUAUCAUUUUACUUGUUACCCUUUUAUUUCGUCUUUUUAAAAUAAAUUCUGUGGAGCGAGCCUUCUGCGUUGGCAUUUCGCUAAUGCUAGACUACAGUGUACUGUAGUGUACAAUGUAUUUUUUUUUUUAAUAACCCACACACUCAACAUAGCCUCGC